Ostrinia furnacalis (Asian corn borer) is the source of this 625-nucleotide messenger RNA. RefSeq lists its product as uncharacterized. The record is from RefSeq and is a predicted model, not a curated record. Gene Ontology annotation, molecular function: protein binding. The transcript has 2 exons. The annotation marks the transcript as partial. NCBI's taxonomy places the organism in Eukaryota, Metazoa, Arthropoda, Insecta, Lepidoptera, Crambidae.
CAAAGUCCGCCUCACAAAGAGAUUCGACGUCAGCUUUAACAUCGCGGUGUCUCCUCAGACACCGAGUACCACAGCCACAAACAGCACCGUACAAAGCGCCUCCACCACUCCUAAGCGGCACCAGUCGUUUCAGCACACUGGCGCCCCCAAGCGGCCGGUGGUGCCUAGCCUUAGCCUGGACCGCCGUUGUAUCAAGCCACUUAAUCUACGCGGACUUUGUAACAGCCCUGGCGCCACUAUGCCUCUGCUAGCGGUAGUAGAUGACAAGAGCAAUAUACAGGUAAUGCGCGGCAGAAAGGUGCUCACAGAAAUAAUAACUCAACCAGAAGAAGAAAUCACCACGAUCAAGAUCUCCCCUUGCAAUCUCUAUGUCAUAUAUGGCCUCCGAUCUGGUAUCGUGAAGAAAUACGCCCUUAGAUCUAAAGAGACCGAAGACAUAAUGAAUAUGUACAGUUCAGUGCAAUAUUUGAACUUCGUCAACCCGCAAUUAUUGAUAGUCGGCAGCAAAAACUCCCUGAUGGCAUACAGGUUGACCAAUGACGGUGAUUGGCAAACUGAGAUGAUGCAGUGUGAAAAAGUGCAUCUUGGAUCGCAGGAGAUACUUAAUGAUAUACAGGGUAAGUAG